GCGACGGCAUUCUGCCUUUAGCUGUGGUGGUGUAUGUGUCGGAUCUGAAGCCAGAAGCCAAAAGAGUUGUUGUCUGUUCCCUGCAUCGAAGUGAAGAUUUGACGCCGUGCCGUGCAAACUCCGAGCAAGCCGCCAGGCACAGGAUUCGAGCAGCAAGCGUUUUGACAUUCCGCGAACGGCUUGCGAGCGAAAAACUACAGAGCAAUGGCCUGCGCCACGCUGAAACGCCACCUCGAUUGGGAUACCUUGCCCGGACUCGCACCUCGGCAGGCAAAACGUCGUCGUUUCGUUCCAUUCACGGCUGUUGCAUCGCGUCAGAAGGAAACGGCCUCAGUGUUCCAGGACGCAGCGCCCAAACUCACGCCAGAAUUCAUCGCCUCCUCUGUGUGUCACGAGGUCCGUCUUCUACAGAGACGCAAGCAGCUGCCACCCUUCAGCCUCAACUCCCCACCGUCGUCUCCGACGUCGGCUUCAACUUCUGGAGCUGAGUCCAGCAAUAGUAGCACCCCCCUGUUCACCUUCAAACAGGUCAACAUGAUUUGCGAGCGGAUGGUACGGGAGCGUGAGGACGAGCUCCGCCAACACUAUGACAAAGUGCUCAACGACAAACUCGCGGAACAGUACGAUGCCUUCGUCCGCUUCACGCAAGACCAGAUCCACAGGCGGUUCGCCAACGAGGCCGCUCCUUCUUACUGCUCGUAGAAAUUCCGCCGUCAGGACAAAAUCGAUAGAGUUCAAUACAAGCCACCAUAUGAAGAGAAGAUACAGUUAAACACAAUGUCGACAAUCAAUACGUCAGUCCGAUCAUUUGAUGGGUCGGGCUACCGUUCGCUUUGUCGACAUUGCAGCCACCAGCUCUCUACUAGGACAUUUCAAUAGUAAUUUGGGUAGCCGUUGAAUAUUAUUACGAUCACCAUUAUAACAAACCAGCGGGGCGACAUGCAUACGAACGAUUUUGUACUGCAAUGUACAACGACACGAGGUCCUGAUGCGUGUGGCUGCCGGAAAUUUUCGGAAACGUGAGGAGUUGAAACGAAGCGAAUCGGUGUGUCAUCAACAAGUUUACCUGAUGGACAAGGGCCACAUGAGUGAUAAAUGUAACAACAGCUGAUACGAAAUCGAAAGUUAUGAAGUAUGAGCAGAUGAGACUGUCUAAUCGUGGCCUUAGCGGCGUUUCUCGGUCAUUGCACGCUUCGUGCAUCAAAACCGAUCGAUUCGAGGUGGAUUGAGAUGUCAUGGGUUAAUUUGGCAUUACGAGGAGAAGAAGACGACGGGACAGGGGAAGUCGGGGGGGGGGGUGUCUAUGAGGGAUAUCAGAGAUUCAAAGGGAAUAAUCCUCCGAAUGCGGUUCUCGGUGUUCAAGAGAAGCAGCGAAAAGCUACGAAUCGGCGGUGCGGAGUCUCUGUCGCUCGCUUCUGGCUCACGCCCGUUGUCGGAGCCGAAGGUAUUCAUCAUGCGCGAGCGACGCAAAACUUCGACGAAACCUCUUGAACCGAGAGAAACGCAUUCUCGAGAGCAGGGUUGCAUUUCAGGGACCUCGAGCGGAAAC
Galendromus occidentalis (western predatory mite) is the source of this 1549-nucleotide messenger RNA. RefSeq names its product akirin. Gene Ontology annotation, cellular component: nucleus; chromatin. Lineage: Eukaryota; Metazoa; Arthropoda; Arachnida; Mesostigmata; Phytoseiidae. Bases 205 to 702 code for a protein of 165 amino acids. Gene Ontology annotation, biological process: positive regulation of innate immune response; positive regulation of transcription by RNA polymerase II. The transcript is spliced from 3 exons. Gene Ontology annotation, molecular function: transcription coregulator activity. The record is from RefSeq and is a predicted model, not a curated record.